Myxocyprinus asiaticus (Chinese sucker) is the source of this 3892-nucleotide messenger RNA. RefSeq names its product tumor protein p53-inducible protein 11-like. Lineage: Eukaryota; Metazoa; Chordata; Actinopteri; Cypriniformes; Catostomidae. The transcript is spliced from 8 exons. Bases 373 to 942 code for a protein of 189 amino acids. The record is from RefSeq and is a predicted model, not a curated record.
UGUCCUAAGGUGAGCUCAGGGAGGACAGAAACCUCCCGUGGAGCAGAAGGGCAAAAGCUCGCUUGAUCUUGAUUUUGAGUAUGAAUACGGACCGUGAAAGCGGGGUCUCACGAUCCUUCACGAGCCGAUGUCGGCUCUUCCUAUCAUUGUGAAGCAAAAUUCACUAGGCGUUGGAUUGUUCAACCAUAAUAAGGAACGUGAGCUGGGAUUAGACCGUCGUGAGACAGCUGCCUGAACUCCUCCAGACUCAGGCGUGCACACAUUUCAUCUUCUUCCUCAUCGAUUGUGACGCUGAACUUCUGUCUCCCUCUGCUGAGGGAGCUCUUGCUGUUUUAACUUCUGCUGUCCAGCACACGAAAGCAGACUGUUGGAAUGUCUUCUAAAUCUCAUCCUCCUCUGAUGAAGAAACACAGUCAGACUGAUCUGGUGAGCCGGCUCAAGACGCGCAAGAUCCUGGGUGUCGGUGGGGAGGAUGAUGAGGGAGAGGUGCAUAGGUCAAAGAUCAGUCAGAUGCUGGGGAAUGAGAUUAAGUUUGCCGUUCGGGAGCCUGUGGGACUGAGGUUAUGGAUUCUCUUCUCUGCUGUGAUUUUCACUGUCAUGGCCCUUUUGGCCCUAGCCUUCCCUAACCAGCUAUAUGAGGUUGUAUUUGAUCAAGAGCAAACAGCCACCAGUGUUUCUAUACGUCUCUAUGGAGGGGCCAUUCUGAGUCUCUCUCUGAUCAUGUGGAAUGGCUUGUACACUGCGGAGAAGGUCAUCAUCCAGUGGACAUUACUCAGCGAGGCCUGCUACUUUGCCAUUCAGUUUUUAGUCACUUCCGUCACUCUGGUGGAACUGGGUUCCCUUCCAAAUAAUGCCAUCCUCCUCCUCCUCAGUCGCAUCUUCUUCCUCAUUGUCACGCUGUCCUACUACUACCAACUGGGACGUCGGCCAAAGAAAAUCUGAGAGCCCCACACACACCAGCCCAACACACCUGGGGCUCGGGGAGUUAAGAGAUGGGCCGCUGGGCUGGAGAUUUCAUCAUAAGCUUUGAACAGUGAUACACUCAAACAUCACCAAUCUGUCCACCUGGCGUUGAGCCUUACUGCAAGGACAGCGCCAAACCCCAGGCCUUUAUUUUAAUUUCCAGCUUAAACACAACACUGGAGUAUGCCUUUACAAGCAUCUCUUUUUGUUUUUUUGUUUUUUGUGGGAAAUGCUCACAAUGUUGUAAAGUGAAUUCUGUUUGUCUUUUGGUUAGUGCGGUGACAGUGUAGCACUCCUCAUUCAGCGUUUCUUGUGUAAGGUAUUGCACACUGUAGCCGAGCUUGGAAUGCUGGUGUAACUGUCUGUAGCUACUGUAUGGUUUCAGUAAAACUGUAAACAUUUUUAUGUAGAAAUGCCAAUGACUACUAGAUCCUAGUCAUGUGACGUGUGUAAGGGUGGCUAUUAAACAAUAGAAUGUGUUUUUUACGUGUGGGUUUUUCAUAAACAAUAUAACUAUUAUUAUUAAUGCUGUAAAUGGAGUUAAAAACAUAGCCACCCAGCUCUUGUACUUGAGGAUCAUGACUGCCUGGCGUGUGUAUCUGUAUUCAUGUAGAUGGCUUUAUCACUGUACCAGAAACAUCCUGAUUUACAUGGCUACAGACACUCGCCGUUCUCAUAUGGAAAUGGUUAUGAAAAGUUAUCUAUGCUUUAUUCGACAGACACAACAGAUCAACUGAAAUUGUCCAGUUAUGUAGUCGGUGCAUGGAACUCGUGAGAUUAUGUUAGAACAAAGCCUCUUCAGUUUUAUCGUUUCAGGAACUUCAUCGUUAAAGUGUUUUUUAAUGUGAACUAAUUGUCCAUAUUUCAGAUAACAGAUUUAGUUUUUGUUUGUGUCAAUGUGCACUGCUAAAACAACUUUUUCUUUCGGUAAUGCCACAGAACAUGGUUGUGUAGCACGAUGGCAUGUCGCAUUCAUUUUAACAACCAGUGUAGCAGUAUUUUCCUAAUAUUGCCUUAACAUUCUAAACUGCACAAGUGUUCCACAUGUCGGCACACUGCCAGUUGUUUGUAUUGUUAUCUGGAUAAAGCAAUAUAUAUAUAUUAUAUAUAUAAUUUUGUUUUUUUAUUAUUUUAUUUUUUUUCUGUUGAUUGAAAAUGUUUCAGUUGCUUAUUUAUUGGCCUGCCCCAAAGUUUUUGCUGAAAUUAGUUUAGAUUUGUAUUAUUAUUUUGGUUAGUGGUAUCACUAGCAAGUUUAUUGUCUGAGAAAUUCUGAAAUGAUCUUGUAUAUCCAUGAUGACAGUUGUUCUUAUGUGAGGUCUGCUGAGAUAAACAGUGUAAAAAGUGUGUGUGUGUUUGUGUGUGUGUGGACACCUGCUGCCCUCUGUGUAUUUGAUAGCUUAUGGUGUACAACCCCCCAUAAACAUAAUGGAUUUCAGAGCCUUUUGAAAUAACUUUUCAUCUCUAACUUUGUAUUCUCUUGAGGCUGCUGAUCAUGAUUGGGUAUAUGGAAGGAAACAAUACAUUUAGCAAGCAACUAUAUAGCAGAUAACUGUUUUUAAGUGUACCAUGCCACUUGUAGGUUUUCAUACACAGUUGAUAGAGCUUAUGUGGAGGCUAAACAGUGUGUAAUAUUGUGUAUGUGCACAAAAGUAGCAGUUACUCUUUGUGAGGUCUAAUUAGGUGUUCACAUUUGGCUCGGCCAUGCUUAAACCUCUGCUCUACAUAGCUUAAAGGUAUAGUUCAACCAAAAAUGAAUAUUCUCUCAUCAUUUAUUCACCCUCAUACCUUCCCAGAUGUGUAUGACUUUGUUUCUUCUGCUGAACUCAAACAGAUAUUUCUAGAAGAAUAUUUCAGCUCUGUAGGUCCAUACAAUGCAAGUGAAUGGUAAUCAGGUCUUUGAAGCUCCAAAAAGCAGAUAAGGUCAGCAUAAAAGUAAUCUAUAUGACUCCAGAGUUUUAAUCCAUGUCUUCUGAAGUUAUCCAGUUGGUUUUGGGUGAGAACAGACCAAAAUGUAACUCCUUUUUCACGGUACGUCUAGCUGCAUGCGCAGAGCACUAGUUGGUGCUAUUGGAAGUAUAAUCGAGCUUUAAAUCAUGAUUGCCAAGGAGACUGCUGUCAAGAUGUACAGUGAUAAAGGAGUUUUCACUUCAGAAGACAUUGAUUAAACCACUGGAGUCUGAUGGAUAAUGUUUAUGCUGCCUUUGUGUUUUUGGAGUUAUGAACCUACAGAGCUGAGAUAUUCUUCUAAAAAUCUACAUUUGUGUUCUGCAGAAGAAAGAAAGCCAUACACAUCUGGGAUGGCAUAAGGGUGAGUAAAUGAGAGAAUUUAAAUUUUUGGGUGAACUAACUCUUUACAAUGGGUAAUAAGUUGAAAGGAACAACCUUGUAGAGGCUCAUGAUACAGUUUCUUUCACAAGAUUUAGUCUCCUUUACAUGUAAACAGGUUCACAAUUUAGCAGUAGCCUACUAAUCUCAGAUAUAGAUUCCAAACAUUUGUUCUGUGGCGCUCCUCUCACUGUUCUGCAUAUAUUUGCAAAUAUUUUCAUCUAUAAAUUGAAAUGUUAGUUUCUUUGGUGCGGAACCAUCCUAACCAGUAAUUCAGAAUAAGUACGGUUUUUACGGAGUGUUCUGUUCCUUUCAUUUACCUCUCAUUAAAAAGAACAAUUUUUCCUUUUAACACUUGCCCAACUUAUGACAAUGAUGGCAAAUGCCAAACAUAAACCAUUUGCUAUUCAUGACUCCUGAGAAUUAUGUUGCCAUGGAAUUAGAAAUAAAUAUCCAGUUAUCUAAUAAUGGUAUGGCUUCAGUUGUUUGCAGAUGGUAUACUUAUAAGGCACUGAAGGAAUGUUGAUGUACUUUUUAAAUGUGUGUGUAAAUAUUUUAUUGAGAGAUGUUAUGACCUGCAUUAUCUUUUUGAAUAAAGAAAAUG